Camellia sinensis is the source of this 2411-nucleotide messenger RNA. NCBI's taxonomy places the organism in Eukaryota, Viridiplantae, Streptophyta, Magnoliopsida, Ericales, Theaceae. The record is from RefSeq and is a predicted model, not a curated record.
ACAGAGACACAGUCCGAUCCACUUCACUCACCACUCUCUCUGUCUCGAUGGUCAUCUGCAAAGCUUCAAACCUGAGCUAUGCAUUACUCUCUCUCAAUUUCUCUUCCAAAACAAGCCCCGAACAUCUCCCUUAUUUACAACCCUACCCUUCUCUGCGCAACAAAUGCACAGUCUUCUCUUCUUCUACUGACAACCCUAGGUAUAGCUCCAGAGACGAGCACUUGGCGAAUGGUAUGAAUCAUCAUUGUGCUGAUAGAAGAUACAGGAGAGCAAAUGAUGAUGGAGGAGGAGGAGGAGGAGAGAGAAAGGUCAAUUGCGAAGUGGAUGUGAUAUCUUGGCGGGAACGAAGAGUUAAGGCCCAAAUUCUGGUUGAUGCCGAUAUUGAAUCGCUCUGGAAUGCUCUCACUGAUUAUGAGAGGCUUGCUGAUUUCAUCCCCAAUCUUAUUUGCAGUGGGAGAAUUCCUUGCCCACAUCCUGGGCGGAUAUGGUUGGAGCAAAGAGGCUUGCAACGAGCCUUAUAUUGGCAUAUAGAAGCCCGCGUUGUAUUGGAUCUCCAAGAAUUUCAGAAUUCAGCUAACAGUCGUGAACUCCACUUUUCCAUGGUUGAUGGUGACUUUAAGAAAUUUGAAGGCAAGUGGUGUCUGAAAUCUGGAAAAAGGUCCAUAACAACAAUUUUGUCAUAUGAAGUUAAUGUGAUACCAAGGUUCAACUUCCCAGCCAUAUUCUUGGAGAGGAUUAUCAGAUCAGAUCUUCCUGUGAAUCUUCAAGCCUUGGCUUGUAGAGCUGAGAGGAAUUUCGAAGGGAAUCAGAAUGCACUAAUCACGGAAAGUAUUUUGGGUACAACAUCUAUGGCUUUCCCUAUUUCCCCUGGCAUAGACAUUGAUGGUGCUUUAUCAGAGAAAGAUAAACUUUCUCCUGGAGAGUUGAAAGAGAAUUAUGCCAGUUCUUUUGGUCGUUUGUCCACAUCUUCUAGUGACUUGAGCAGUAAAUGGGGAGUUUUUUGGAAAGCUUGCAAAAUUGAUGGGCCUUGCAUGGUGGAUGAAGUUCAUCUCCGUAGAUUUGAUGGCCUAUUGGAAAACGGAGGCGUGCAUCGCUGCGUUGUUGCCAGCAUAACAGUAAAAGCUCCUGUUCGUGAGGUAUGGAAUGUGUUGACUGCUUAUGAGAGACUUCCCGAAAUAGUUCCAAAUUUAGCAAUCAGUAAGAUUUUAUCGCGUGACAACAACAAAGUUCGCAUUUUGCAGGGCGCAACGCUUGUUGUUGUGCGUGUCAUUUUUCAGGAAGGAUGCAAGGGCUUAUUGUAUAUGGUACUCCAUGCACGUGUCAUCUUGGAUUUGUGUGAACACCUGGAACAGGAGAUCAGUUUUGAGCAGGUUGAAGGAGACUUCAACUUUUUCCAGGGAAAAUGGCUUUUGGAGCAACUUGGAAAUCAUCACACACUAUUGAAAUACUCUGUGGAGUCAAAAAUGCACAAGAAUUCCUUUCUUUCUGAAGCUAUUAUGGAAGAGGUUAUAUAUGAAGAUCUCCCAUCAAACUUAUGUGCCAUUCGAGAUUAUAUUGAAAAAAGGGAAGCACAAAACACUUUGGAGACCUGUGAUCAUGCAGUAUUUUCUGUGGAGCAAACUGCUUCUUCUAGCAAAGACAGAUAUGAUGAUUGCAUGUCGGUUGAGAAAGAUUUUGAUUCUGACAGUCCACAUCCUUCUAGACAAAGACCACGGGUUCCAGGCUUGCAGAGAGAUAUAGAAGUUCUUAAAGCUGAGCUUAUUACCUUUAUAUCACAGUAUGGGCAAGAAGGAUUUAUGCCAAUGAGAAAGCAACUUCGCAAGCAUGGAAGGGUGGACAUUGAGAAGGCAAUCACACGCAUGGGGGGAUUCAGAAGGAUCGCAUCUUUGAUGAAUCUUUCUCUUGCUUACAAGCACCGUAAACCAAAGGGUUAUUGGGAUGACCUUGAGAAUUUGCAAGAAGAGAUAAGUCGGUUCCAGAGAAGCUGGGGAAUGGACCCAUCAUUUAUGCCUAGUAGAAAGUCUUUUGAGCGUGCAGGUCGGUAUGACAUUGCUAGGGCAUUGGAGAAAUGGGGGGGACUGCAUGAAGUAUCUCGUCUUCUCUCACUAAAGGCGAGGCACCCUAAUAGACAGGGAAACCUUUCCAAAGACAAGAAAAUGGAUUAUGUAUUAUCUGCCAAUGGUGAAGGGAAGAUCUUUGCUGGCAAGCCCUGCAACGUCUUUUCCUAUUCUGAGGUUCCAUGGCAGAAGAGCUGAACUUUGACCACUCUGAAACACUCGCCUGAGUUGUUGGUGUAAUAAUUGUCCGUUUAUCUUCUCGUGUAGUGAUUGGAUUGCAAUUGGGAGCUUUAGCAGAGCUUUGACCAACUCCAUGAGAAAUUAUUGAUACAUCUGGUGAAACAGGUGGCCUUA